Messenger RNA from Oryza sativa Japonica Group (Japanese rice), 1307 nucleotides. Its product is annotated as bZIP transcription factor 12-like. Gene Ontology annotation, cellular component: nucleus. Gene Ontology annotation, biological process: positive regulation of DNA-templated transcription. Gene Ontology annotation, molecular function: DNA-binding transcription factor activity. NCBI's taxonomy places the organism in Eukaryota, Viridiplantae, Streptophyta, Magnoliopsida, Poales, Poaceae. The record is from RefSeq and is a predicted model, not a curated record.
CACUCGCGGUCUCCCUCCCUCCCUCCCUCACGUCACGUCACACGCGUCGCGUCGCUCGCUUGCCUUCGCCCUCGUGUCGAGCACUCUCUCCCUCUUUCCAUUCCGGCUCCAACCAACCAACCACCCCCCCCCCCCCCACCACGGCGAGAGCCGCCGUACAGCCAGCAAGCUGCCGCGCGGCGCGAGGUCGCCGAGGCUCGGGGGCCGGCGGGCGGAUGGCGUCGUCGAGGGUGAUGGCGGCGGCGGCGGCGUCGUCGUCGUCGUCGCCCCCGCCCCCGCCCCCGGCGGCGGCCGCGGCCGGCGGGGCCGCCGAUCUCGCGCGGUUCAGGAGCACCAGCAGCGGCAUCGGAUCCAUGAACAUGGACGACAUCCUCCGCAACAUAUACGGCGAGGCCGCGCCGCCGCCUGGGGCCGCCGGCUCGGCCCCGGCCCCGCCCCCGGCGGGGGAGGCGGCGGGGGCCCCCGUGGCGGAGGUCGCCGCGCGGCGGACGGCGGAGGAGGUGUGGAAGGAGAUCUCGUCCUCGGGAGGGCUAUCUGCUCCCGCUCCAGCUCCCGCGGCCGGCGCUGCGGGUAGGGGUGGCGGGCCUGAGAUGACGCUGGAGGAUUUCCUGGCUAGGGAGGAUGACCCUAGGGCAACGGCCGUGGAGGGGAAUAUGGUUGUGGGGUUCCCUAAUGUAACGGAGGGUGUGGGUACAGCAGGAGGAGGAAGAGGCGGCGGCGGCGGCGGGAGGGGGAGGAAGCGGACGCUGAUGGAUCCAGCUGACCGCGCAGCGAUGCAGCGGCAGAAGCGAAUGAUCAAGAACCGCGAAUCUGCGGCGAGGUCCAGGGAGAGGAAACAGGCGUAUAUCGCAGAGCUGGAGGCUCAGGUCGCGGAGCUUGAGGAAGAACAUGCACAGCUGUUAAGAGAACAGGAGGAGAAAAAUCAAAAGAGGCUUAAGGAGAUCAAGGAACAAGCCGUUGCAGUUGUCAUAAGGAAAAAAACACAAGAUCUACGAAGAACCAACUCAAUGGAAUGGUAGAAGUAACCCAAUUUCUGUUGUUACUCUCUUACAGCUACAGAGAUUCUCCCGUUUUCUGUUUCCCCUAGCUGAUGUUUCAGGCGACUUGGUAGAAUAGUCAAGGCUUUCAGGUGACAUGAAAUCUCAAAUGCCAUCAGAAGGUGUAGCUGUGCGUGAUCAAAAUGUCACGCCAUUCAGAAUUGGUCUGCGAUCUGUUAUUUAUUUGUCAUCAGGCUCAUGCGGCUAACUGUGUGUACAAACAAGAAUAAGCCGGUUUACAUGAAAGGUAGAUUAAUGUUACAGAUCUGA